GAGCGUUCUUCCCAACUCUUCUCUGUUGUCUUGACACUUUUGUUGCCAGCUCAUCGCCACGCAAGAUGAUGGUGGUGGGAAGGACAGCAGUAGCCGCGCCUGCACUUGUCAGUGGAGCAGUGGUGGUGGGGCUGUGGCUCGCUGCGGGGCUGGUGGGUGUGGCGGUUGCACAGCAGACAUGCGAGCCCCAGUACGAUGGCUUCCCCUUCGCGAGAUGCAGCCCAACAGAGACGCAGUGCGAGGUGCAGUGUCUGCUCAGCUCCCAGACCAUCGCGUGCAGCGACUUUGGUGACACAGAGGCGUGCACCCCAGACAUCUGCACGGUGUGCACGUGCGAGCGCCGCGAUUCCGACAGGUCCAUCCAGAAGGUCCUGUGUGAGGACGCCGUGCAAGCGUGGCCGCAGGGCCUUCCCCUCCGCACGAACCAGUUCACCUGGCGUGUGGACCAGGGCGCCACCGCCAACAUUGGCGAGCUGCGCUCAUCCUUGUUUCGUCCAGGCACCUCGCUGAGCGUCCUCAAGCUCCUUGGUGUGGGGCUGACAUCCGUUGCCCCAGACACGUUCCAGCACCUGACAGACUUCAUGCUGCUCAACAUCGCCGGCACAGACCUCGUGGACCUGCCAUGGGAGAGCCUGCGCGCCAUCCCCACCCUCAAGUACAUCGAGGUGUUUGGCAACAAGCUCACGGCCGUUGACUUCAACCUCCUGCCAAACAACAACGGCAUCUUCAAGGCGUUCGAGGCCCAAAGCAACAUGAUCACCAGCGUCACGCCUCUCCAGCCCGGGCUUGUUCACUCGUCCAUCCUCACCCUCAAGCUUGACGACAACCUCAUCUCAAAGCCAGAGAACCUCACGCGCGGCAUGCCCAACCUGGACAUGCUCGCCGUGGGCGGCAACCGCUUCACCUACCUGCCGCGCUCGCUGUUCGACCCCAACGCACACUCCAUCACGCGCCUGUUUCUCUCCAACUCUGCGAUUGUGCACGUUCCCUUUGGCGUCAUCACGGACGUCAUGGCGGUGCCGGCGGUGGGUGACGCGCACAUGCUCGUCAUGACCGGCAGCCCAUCGUACUGCGAGUCCACCGUGAGGCAGGGCACGCAGCGGCCAACCUACCUUGACCUCACGUGCACCUGUCGCCAGCACUUCCGUGAUGACGGCAUCAUCGCCAACAUAGUCAAUGCCACCCACUGCCCUCUCGCGCGCAAAUUCCAGUGCCCCGUGCAGCGGGAUGGCAACCUGCCCAUCCGCGUUGACCAGUUCUGUGAUGGCAAGCAGGACUGUAUCGACGGCUCUGAUGAAGGCUUUGGGAAUGGUGGGUGUAGACAGUCGGGCCAGCUUCGGUCCCAGGACCCACCCAACUGCUUGUACACGCUGCUCGGCCUGAAUGCAACCCACAACCUGCGCUUUCUCGUCCAAAUACGCAGUGGCAGCGUGCUGGGGCGCCUACUCAUUGACAACCUGAACGACAAGGAGGCUGCCAAGAUGAAAGGGGUUCUGUAUGAUGUGCGGCAAACCCCUGAGGAUCUUGGCGCGCGUGUUACCGGAUACUUGCUGGAUAUUCCAGCAUCUUACGCUCCCCUCCCCUUCAGGGCCGUGUCGUUCUUCAACACGGUGACGGACCUGCGGAUCUACGCGGCGGGCGAUUCAAACGAUGAAAUCUGCAGAACACAGUUCUCGUUUGACAAUCGCACCAGGAACACGCAGGGCGAGUGGUUCCGCUUUCCGGAAACGGUUGAAGACAACCCUUCACUUUUGUCCACGCUCCCAAACUACCGUGAGGCGGUGGAGGGCGUGGCGCGGAUCGACACAACCCCCACACCAGGGGUCUCAACAAGUGCUGCUGUAUCCACGACGAGUGGCGGCUCCAUUGAUCGCUCGCGUGGCGGCAGUGACGCUGGCGCCAUUGUUGGCGGUGUUGUAGGCGUUCUCAUCGCCAUCUCCAUCCUUGCAGCCGUCUUCUACACGCGUCGUGCCCGCACCAAGACGGGCCCUGCAGGGGUGCAUGCACUCGCUGCUGCGGACAUUGAGGCCUUGGAUCUGCAGCAGCAGCGCAUUCAGCGCGAACUUGAGCGGUGCAAUGUCCUCAUUAAGGACCUUGCUGCCCCCGACACCGCAGACUCAAAGCUGCCACAGGCACAGAGGUCGAGCGUAGUUUUGCACGAGCAGCUUGGGCGCGGCGCCUUUGGUGUUGUGUUCAGAGCAACCUGGCGAAGGCGUGGCCAGCCACGGGAGGUGGCUGUAAAGACGUUUCCGGAGGGCCCGGUGCCGCUGGACGACCAGGCCGCGUUCCUCGUCGAGGCGCAGCUCAUGGGCGUGCUGAGACAUCCGUGCUUGGUUGCUGCUUUGGCGCUGUGCAGUGGGGACUCUGAGCCGCCUCUUCUCAUCAUGGAGUUUCUGCAAGGCGGAAACCUGAGAGAUUAUCUUCGCACGGCCACGGCCACGCCUCAACUUCUUCCAACAUGGGGACAGCUGCUGCAUGCCUGCAUCUGCAUCGCUGACGGCAUGGCCUACCUCGCCAGUCGAAAUGUUGUGCACCGUGAUCUGGCGUGUCGCAACGUGCUCGUUGGCGCGUCCCUGCAGGAAGACGUUAAGAUCAGCGAUUACGGCAUGGCCCGCUACCUCAACCAAUCAGAUUACUACCGCCAGUCCUUUGAUCGCGCACUGCCGAUCCGCUGGAUGGCGCCGGAGACGCUCGAGGAUGAAAUCUGGACAACACAGAGUGACGUCUGGUCCUGCGGAGUCACGUUUUGGGAGGUGUUGACAUGCGGACAGGUUGCUUCGAUGCUGUGGUGUCUUCCUCAACGCGCCACGCUCGAACUGACCUGGCUCUUUGUGCUGGGCACACACACACACAGUGACUCACUCACUCACACACACACACACACACACACACACACAUGCACUCUGACAAAUACUCACUCACUCAACUCAAUCAAUCACACAACCCACUCACUCGCACGCGCGCGCUUUUUUUCACAGACACCAUAUCCCAAAUUGCGGACCCAGGAGGUGUCGCGUGCGCAUCACACAAUGACGACGCACAUGCCGCUGCCGCCAGCGUGCCCCAUGCCCCUAUAUCAAGCCGUGAUUGAGUGCUGGAAGGUGGAUCCACACGCCCGUCCAUCCUUUGACAUCGUUCUUCGCCAUCUCACACAAGUGCGCGAGUCACUGCAGGCGUCUGGCGUGCUGAAUCAGCAGUGCCCGCCGCCGCAAGCGCCAGUGAAAUUGCCCGAGCCAGGAUCGAGUGCCGCAACAACGACGACGACAACGACGACGAUCGCAUCAGCGUCAUCACCAUAUGACUCGGCAGGAACAGCAAGGCUCAUCCUGCAGCGGAGCGUGGAUGCGACGGCCACCCCUCACCAGCGUUCUCCCGAUCAUCAUGCGGAUGGUGGGGACGAUGAAGAUGAUGGCGAGACUCGACUGUAACUGGACUCUUUUGGGUUGUGUCGCUAGUUGACCUGAUUUCAUAGCCGUGUUGCAUGACUUUCGUUCUUUGGCUGGCCUGUGUGGUGUGAGCGUGGUGUGGGUGCGGUUUCGUUCACUCGUUUGUGAUGUGUGUUACUUGCUUGCUGUGCUCGUUUCCUUCUUCUCUUUGUUCUUCUUUUGUUUGUGUGCCUGGUAAUGUUGGCUCGGAUGGAGGUAUGAACGGCUGACAGAUGCAGUAGAGAGUCCGCUCCAAGACUACGGUACGGGCAAAAAAAAAAAGAAAUACGCCCGCCGG
Salpingoeca rosetta is the source of this 3723-nucleotide messenger RNA. RefSeq names its product TK protein kinase. The transcript is spliced from 13 exons. The coding region runs from base 66 to 3428 and encodes 1120 amino acids. The record is from RefSeq and is a predicted model, not a curated record. Gene Ontology annotation, molecular function: protein binding; ATP binding; transmembrane receptor protein tyrosine kinase activity. Gene Ontology annotation, biological process: multicellular organism development; positive regulation of kinase activity; protein phosphorylation. Gene Ontology annotation, cellular component: signaling receptor complex. Lineage: Eukaryota; Choanoflagellata; Craspedida; Salpingoecidae.